Messenger RNA from Pseudopodoces humilis (Tibetan ground-tit), 1475 nucleotides. It is a transcript of the gene PROC, whose product is annotated as protein C, inactivator of coagulation factors Va and VIIIa. Gene Ontology annotation, cellular component: extracellular region. Gene Ontology annotation, molecular function: calcium ion binding; serine-type endopeptidase activity. The record is from RefSeq and is a predicted model, not a curated record. Gene Ontology annotation, biological process: blood coagulation; negative regulation of blood coagulation; proteolysis. Lineage: Eukaryota; Metazoa; Chordata; Aves; Passeriformes; Paridae.
AACUAAGUUCCAGCAGAGCUCAUGGAGGAAGAACAGAUCACGCUGAUUCCCACUGAAUAAAAAAGCAGUGACUCCUGCUGCAGGAUGUGGAAGCUCCUCACCAUGGGGCUGCUGCUGGCUGCUUGCUCUUCAUGGGGCUUUGGCACCUCAAUAUUUUACAGCAGUAAAGAUGCAAACCAAGUCCUGAGAAUCCAGAAGCGGGCAAACACUUUCCUGGAGGAGCUCAAGCCAGGCUCAGUGGAGCGUGAGUGUGUUGAAGAGAUCUGUGAUUUUGAGGAGGCCAGUGAGAUAUUUGAAACCAGGGAAGCAACACAAAGUUUUUGGACCAAGUAUGUAGAUGGAGAUCAGUGUGAGAAACAGCCUUGUUCCAAUGGGAUCUGCAAGGACGAUAUUGGAAAAUUUUCCUGCAUCUGUAACAAAGGCUGGGAGGGGGUUUUGUGCAGCUAUGAGGUCAAAUACAGCAACUGUUCCGUGGAUAACGGGGGCUGUGAACAUUUCUGCAGGGAGGACCCCGCUGAGCAGCAUCGCUUGUGCAGCUGCGCAUCGGGGUAUCAGCUCAAGGAUGACCACACCAUGUGUGAGCCUGUAGUGGAGUUCCCCUGUGGAAGAGUGAAGUUUAGCUACAUUGAAGCCAAAGCAGACUUCAAUAUUCGGCUCAUUGAUGGAACAGCUGGAAGAAGGGGAGGCAGCCCUUGGCAGAUUAUGCUGCAAAAUACCAAAGGGAAGUUUCUGUGUGGGGGUGUUCUCAUCCAUCCAGCUUGGGUCCUAACAGCAGCACACUGCCUCGAGGAGCACAAGGGGUUCAGAGUUAAACUUGGUAAAUUCCGUUUCCGUCCUGAGGCAGAUGAGCAAACCAUUUGGAUUGAUAAAUGGGUGAUCCACGAAAAUUACACCAAGACGACCUCAGAUAAUGAUAUAGCCAUGCUGCACUUGGCUGAGCAUGUGAUGUAUUACAAAUACGCGCUCCCAAUCUGCCUUCCCACCCGCAACCUGGCAGAGCAGGAGCUGAUGAGGAGUGGGAAGCAGAUGGUGGUGACAGGCUGGGGCAGCACAAGCGAGCGUAACACCAGCUACGCCGCUUCCCUCAGGUACAUCGAAAUCCCCAUUGUGCCCCGGAACGAGUGUGCCCAGGCCAUGAGCUUCCCUAUCUCUGACAACAUGCUGUGUGCUGGGAGCCUGGGAGACAGGAAAGAUUCCUGCAGUGGGGACAGCGGAGGCCCUAUGUUCACUAGAUACAAGGAUACUUGGUUUUUGGUAGGACUGGUGAGCUGGGGUGAAGGCUGUGGAAGAAGGGAGAAAUUUGGAGUCUACACCAAAGUUAGUCAGUACCUUGAGUGGAUCCAGCAUCACAUAGAUAUGUCAGCUCCUUUGAAGGGUUGAUUCUGAUCCGGAGUCUGGAAGGUUGUGGCUCUGGGCUAGUGACAGUAUGCAGUGUAAUGUACUUUCAGAUCUUCAGUAUUAAAUAUUGAGUAUGU